This is a messenger RNA of Prorocentrum cordatum, 797 nucleotides long. The record is from the annotation of a GenBank genome assembly. Lineage: Eukaryota; Dinophyceae; Prorocentrales; Prorocentraceae.
GCCACAACCUGCACGGCCGCCUGGCGCCCGCCGUGUGGCGGUGCACGGAGGGGCCCGCGUGGGGCGGCGCCCGCGGCCCCGAGGGCGCCGGCAGGACCGCGGGGCCGCCCGCGGGCACCUUCUGGGUGCUCCAGCCAGUCGGCGGCGGGCCGCGGGACCUCGCGGCGGACGACAGGAAGAGGGACGGGAUGUACGAGGUGCCGCGCAGCUGCAUCGCGCAGUUGUGGUGUUCGAAGGGCGAGCACAAGGGUCACGUCCUCUCCUUCGUCUUCGCGGCGGGUGACGUGCUAACGGUCCACCCCAGCUUGGUGACAUGCCUCAAGAUGCAGCACCGGGCCGCGCCCACGGAGCGCAACCUGGUGAGCGCACUGAAGGUGGCCUCUGGCGACCAGAAGGCCGACCCCUCCCUGGUCAUCGACGGCGGCUGCGUCACGCUGGGCGACGCCGCCGCCCUCGCCGCCGACGGCAAGAGGCUGCUCGAGAGGGAGCGCACGGUCUUCCUGGACCUGGAGCUGGGCGGCGACGACCCGACGUUCCCUCGGCUGGACGCGUACGGCACGCCGGACGCCGCGCCGGGCGGUGGCGACGUGCGGGACGUGGUGGUGCUCAUGCGCCAGGCGAACGGGCGCGACUUCCCCCGCAACUUCCGCGAGAAGCUCGCAUCCGUUCUACUCGGCGGCUCCGCGGACGCCGCGGAGGGCAAGGAGGCCUCUGGCGACAAGAAGAGGCGCCCCAGGUGGUUGCGCGCGUCGCUGCCCCAGAUGAGCGUGCACGGCGGGGGCCUCGGCUCUUCCGAG